This is a messenger RNA of Colossoma macropomum (tambaqui), 1002 nucleotides long. RefSeq names its product olfactory receptor 1-like. NCBI's taxonomy places the organism in Eukaryota, Metazoa, Chordata, Actinopteri, Characiformes, Serrasalmidae. Gene Ontology annotation, cellular component: membrane. The record is from RefSeq and is a predicted model, not a curated record. The transcript has a single exon. Gene Ontology annotation, molecular function: G protein-coupled receptor activity; olfactory receptor activity. Bases 13 to 1002 code for a protein of 329 amino acids. Gene Ontology annotation, biological process: G protein-coupled receptor signaling pathway.
CAUGUUUUCAGUAUGUCAGAGAAAAACCAGACAGUCGCUACUGUCAUAACAGAGUUUUUCAUUGUGGGAUUCCCAGGACUUCAACCGGAAUACUACAACCUUAUGGCUGCAGUUUUCCUCAGUAUUUAUGUUGCUGUAUUAGUGGGUAAUUCUGUCUUUAUGGUGCUAUUUGCAAUUGAAACAAGUCUCCAUAAGCCCAUGUAUAUCAUUAUGUUGAAUCUGGCUGUGUCUGAUGUUGGAUUCUGCACUGUAGCUCUCCCUAAACUGAUCUCUCGCUACUGGUUCAAUAAUGGCUCCAUCUCCUUCCAACUCUGUCUGAUGCAGAGACUGUUCAUCCACUAUUUUGGCACACUGAACUCUCUUAUUAUGAUGAUCAUGGCUCUAGAUCGUUAUCUAGCUAUCUGCUUCCCACUCAGAUACCCUGCACUGAUGACUAACCGAACUAUGGGCCUCUUAUCGGGGCUUUCCUGGGCAUCGGCGCUGAUUUCCCCCAGUAUUUCUUCAUGGCUGACUGUGAUGAUGCCCUUCUGUGGGCCCAAUCUGAUCAUUAAUUGCUUUUGUGAUACCUUAUCUAUGAACAACUUAGCCUGCACUGAUACAAGAGCUGUCUAUCAAGUGCAAUUCUCAAUGGCCAUGUUUGUUCUUCUUGCGCCCUUCUCUUUUAUCAUUUUCUCCUAUGGCAGCAUUCUGGUGACUGUAAUCAGGACAGUGAACAGUCAAGGCAGACUGAAAGCCUUUUCCACUUGUGCCACACAGCUGUGCAUCAUUAGCUUCUAUUACGCACCUCGCUUCUUUGUAUAUGCAACUCCUAAUAUACCUAAUUUGAAAAUGACAGUCGAUCAGAGACUGGCAAUUUCUAUGUUCUAUUCUCUGAUGCCACCACUAGUGAACCCACUCAUAUACUGUUUCAGAACCAAAGAGAUCCAACAACUGUUUGGGAAAUGGUGCUCAAGAAAGAACAUGAUGAGUCAGAAAGUCAGUGUUAUCUUUUUCCCUAAAUGA